Leguminivora glycinivorella is the source of this 2676-nucleotide messenger RNA. RefSeq names its product zinc finger protein 461-like. Gene Ontology annotation, biological process: regulation of transcription by RNA polymerase II. The coding region runs from base 164 to 2503 and encodes 779 amino acids. Gene Ontology annotation, molecular function: zinc ion binding; DNA-binding transcription factor activity, RNA polymerase II-specific; sequence-specific DNA binding. The transcript is spliced from 16 exons. NCBI's taxonomy places the organism in Eukaryota, Metazoa, Arthropoda, Insecta, Lepidoptera, Tortricidae. The record is from RefSeq and is a predicted model, not a curated record. Gene Ontology annotation, cellular component: nucleus.
UACAAAAUGAAUAGUGCUGUUUUUAUUUUACUAAAUAAGCUAGUGUAAUUUGUGUAUAUAGUUAUCUUUUUAUAUAAAAAAUUAGAGCACUGUGUAAGAAAAUGCCUUAUCCUGAAUUGGUUGUUCUGAUGUAAAUAAUUUGUAUUAUUUACUAAUAUUUAAAAUGCGGUGCUGUGUGCCGGGCUGCAAAAAUGACUCGAGGCAUAUCUCGAAGUCCCAGGGAAUCACUUUUCAUGUUUUUCCCACUGAACCAACUCUCCGUUCGUCCUGGUUGCGAGCCCUUGGGAAGGAAUCAUGGGAGCCCAAGGAGCGCAGUGCGGUCUGCUCAGAGCAUUUCCUGUGCGAAGACUUGUAUGAGACUAGGAGCGGACUGAGGAAAGUGAGGGCAGGUGCCGUGCCGAUUAUGCAGGAUGGCACUUGUAACCAUGGUGAAGCCAAUACUUUACAGGUUUGCCGAAUUUGCCUUGCCGUGGACGGCAGGCUUCUCUCUAUCAGAAAGUACCGUCUGGAAGAGGCCUAUCACCACCUAACAGGGCUCGAGUGUGAAGAUAAGCUACCGGGGCAGCUGUGCGUGGAGUGCGCACACCGACUCCUAAACAGCAGUAGACUAAGGAACAAGAGUUUAAGAGCACAUUCUAUUAUGAUAGAAAUUGUGAGCAGACAAGAUAACCUAACUUUAGAAAACCUAGCCACAAUAAACCGAGACAAUAAUAGACUUACAUCGAACCUAAGACCUAGACAUAAUGAGCCUAACUUCUACAACCAAACAUUUGACCACGACACAAUCGAAGCAAAAGAACCAAUAUUCGAAGUCAACAUCACCGAUGAAAUAGUCAUUAAAAAUGAAAAUAAUGAUGAUAAUGAAAUGAAAGAGGAAAAUGAUUAUGAUAAUGAUGGAGAUUUUGUGGCGUCAGACAGAGAGUAUUCGACCGAUGACAGUUUGCCGUUAGAAGCUAGAAAGAAAAAGAAGGAGAGGGUUAAGAAGAGUAAAAUUGAGAAGGACGAAGUUGUUAAGAAGGUGCGAAAGAGACAAAUGAAGACAGACCCGACGCAGCCCAAAAUCGACCGGAGACGAAAGCCAUUCUUGAACGACGAACUGAACGAAACCCUUUUCACGAUUACGGAUCUCACUCAAGAGGAGCAAUUAGAAGAGAUACGGAAGAGACAAGAUACUGCCAAUUAUAAAAACUCUGUGUUCAAAUGUGAAGCGUGCUUUAAAGGGUUCCUCGACGAAGACGCUUACAACAGCCACAUCAUUAGGCAUACCGAUCAAUGCGGCGAAUACGAGUGCAACAUAUGUAAGACUCAUUUCAAACAUCCGCACGCGCUGCGGAAGCAUAUAACUGCGCACCACACACAGCGGUUUAGUUGCAAUCAGUGUCCUUACGUCACAACUCACAGACAAACAGCAAGGCUUCAUGAAAGGUGGCAUAAAGGCACCAAAUAUCAAUGCCCGCACUGUCAAGACGAAUUUGUUAAAUUCACAACAUACAUGGGCCAUAUUCGAAUCAAGCACCCGUCCGACUUCGUCUGUCAGCUGUGCGGGUAUUCCUUCGUCAGCGAGAAAGGGAUAGAGCUACACAAGAAACUGAAACACAGGCUUGACGAUCCGCAGAUACCAGAGGACGGGCCUUUCUGUGAGCUUUGCAACGUACGUUUUGUAUCAAACGAGGCUCUGAGAAGGCACAUACACGUUUCGGCGAGACACGCCGGCAGUGACAAAGACGACAAAGAAGCGAACAAGUCGAAGAGGCCACGAAAGCCGCGGGAAGCGAACGUAGGCCACGAGCGGAAGCGAUCGCGGAGCACCUCGAGCGAGCGGCGCCGCUACCCCAGCCAGCUGCGCAAGGCGGAAGGACCCAUCCCUUGCGAACAGUGUGGGAUGCAGCUAGAGGACUCACGGGCGUACCACGGCCACUUCCGCCGGAUGCACCCAGACAAGAAUCGAACCAACUACCCCUCUAUGAAGUCGCCGUGCAUGUGCGAAGUAUGCGGGCGGAUGUUUCAGAGCUACGCCCUACUAAAAGACCACACGUGGACCCACACAGGCGAGCGUCCCUUCAAGUGCGACUCCUGCGGCAAAUCCUUCCGCAUGAAGCAACGCCUUGUCGCGCAUCGGCGCGUGCACAGCGACCAGCGCGCCACCUACGUGUGCGGCGUCUGCGGGAAACACUUCAGCACGCACAGCAAUCGCCAGCGGCAUAUGUUUAUCCACACCGGCCUAAAACCAUUCAAGUGCGAAAUGUGCGGCAAGUGUUUCAAGCACGCGAGUGAGAAGCGAGCGCACAUCACCUACGUCCACCUGAAGAAACCGUGGCCCAAGCGAGCGCGGGGCAAGCGCAGGGACUCCAGACAGAGCAUGCAACACCCUCAAAUGUCAGUGGGCACGAGUGCGAGCGAGAUGGACAUAGUUCAGCCGCUCUGGCCGUCGUGCGACCCGAAGCUUGCCGAUAUAAACGCGAUGAUGGACGACAAACCUAUGUAUUACAACCUAAAGAUAUAGUCCGGAACAAAAUGGUAAGGGAGAACGGUAUAACAGUACUAUUAUUGUUUUAUUUUUUUAAUUUCAAGUUGUAGUCAGAAGUAUCAUGGUCAUUAUUGUAGUGCGAUCAGAAUCUAGCCGAUAUAAUUAAUUUCAAGUUGUGGUCAGAAGUAUAAUGCUGUGGGUCUAGUGAA